ACUGCAAAGUAACGUUAUUAUUCUCCUGUCAAGCUUUACUUUUCAAACAUUUCUAAACUUUUAUUUUGAUUAAUUGUUACAAUUUAUUCAUUUACAUCAAAAGUAAGUAAAAGUUAUUUCAACAAGUAGAUAUGGCGAUAGUAAUUCACCAAGUUUUGAAAAUUGGAAAAUUUUCAUUAUUACCUGUAACCUAUAAACAGAAUUAUCACUGAAUUCACGUGCGUGCACUGUAUCAAAAUAUACAAUAGUUUUUAAUGUUAUUGCAGUACGUGUAUGAUUUUUAUUGUUUUGCAACGAAAGAAAAUAAGAAAGUGAAUUGAAAUUUGAAGCAAAAUGUCCGAUGUCGAGACUUCAUUCUACAACGAGGAUGUAUUAAAAGAAAAGUCGUCACCGGUUGACAAUAAAAUUCCACGAUCUCCCGCCGUUGCUGCCUAUGAAUCGUAUGCUGCUUGGAGAAAGAAAAAAUUCCCCCCGAAAGCUCUGGACUACAAUGCAGAAGAUUACGUUCCACCUUCCGCAAAAAAUGCCAACGAAAAUUACUCAACUCAGCGGCAAUCGGAUUUUGAUUCCAAAAAAUCGUCAUAUUUUCCCACCGACGAUGAAAAUCCUGCAAACCACAAUCAACCGGAUUCAAGGUUACCACCGAGAUCGUCCUAUUUUUCCCCAGACUUGGAAAAUUUACACGUCCCGCAGAAAGUGCAGGAAAGACGAUCUUUUCCGUCGCACGAAAAUCGGGAAAAAUAUAAUCCGAAUUUGUUUCAAGGAAACGGAUCUACGGUCCAAUUGAAUUCUAACGCUGCUCGAAGAUCUUUUCCAGAGAACAGAAUUUCUAGGGAAGCUGAAAAUUGUUUGAAAUUGUAUUCUUCAUCGCCGUCGGAUUCGCGGCAGAGGAGUGUUUCUACUCCUCGUAGACCUUCGCAAUUUCCCGCUGGUUCGAAGAGGUCGGAAGGUCAGAGGGAAGUGAAGAGCGGAAUUCCGGUGGAAUACAGUCGUCGAGCGAGUCCGAACGCGAACGCUUUACAACCGGUUCGAUGUCAGGAAUACAGACCUUUUCCGACUCACUCGACAUGUCCGGUCGAUCACAGGAGUCGUGAUUCAGAGAGUGGAGAAAUGGUCAAAGGCCUCUUGAAAUUGAUCGACAAUCAGAACGAGCAAAUAAAGAACCUUCAGUCGCAGCUCGAUCGCCUGCUGUCGAUUCACGAGGAAACUUUAAAGGACCGAGCGAAGUGCAUGUGCUCAAUGGAGAUUUCUCGACAGAAUCCUCAGAUUUGCAUGCAAGCUUACAACGCCGCUCUGCAGAGGAAGAGCGCAAUAACGGACAGUUACUCCCAUCACGAUUUGGCGAAAUUUCCCGAAUUCAAUCAAGGGACGACGAGCGAUGCUUCGAAGAAGGCCCUGAUGGAGAGGAAAGUUUCCAUCGGCGUCAUGACCAGUUUCGAACUGACGGUUCAAAACAGUCCCUUUAAUAAUGAGGCGGAAAGUCAGCCGAUAGAAGAAGAAGAAACCUACCAGGAAAUUGCGAAUCCUCAAGAUAUUUCCAAGAGGAAACCGAAUCUCUUUUCCCGAAUGCCGAGCGCUUUGGAGAACAUUACCGAAGACUCGGAGAGUCAUCUGUCCUCUAGUCAGCAGCCGAGCAGCAAUUGUUUAUCUUCCUGCAAAGGCGGAAACACUCAGACUCGCAAAAGCACUUCUCCUAAUAAUAACCCUCAAAAUACUGCAAAUGUGUUUAGUCACUACAGUCGCUCGAACAGUCCCAACAAUUUGAAAAGAGCAAACACCCCCCAAUCUGAAAGUAACUUCCGGAAACCGGACAGGACAGAACUUACCCCUGGACAAAAGCAAGGACAAAGUAGGACAAAAGUAGGGACGCAGGAAAUGAAAAGCUCCUCACCGACAGUCGCUUCUGAUCAGGAUGAGGAAAACUACAGGGAGAAGGAAGGAGCUCUCCUACGGCAGAGGAGAUUCGACUCGAGGGAGAUUGAGAACAAAGACAACUUCCAGGAAGAAAGCUUGGUUCUGGGGGAAGAACAAGUCCAGGGAGAUCGCUCUCCUCCGAGUCCGGCGCCGAGCAUUCACAUCGACAUGCAGGACUUCUCGAGUGAAGAGGGCAGCGUCCUCACGAAACGAACCCCUAGGGUCGGGUGGACCUUCUACAACAAUGUCCUGGGACAGGUGAAUCACAUUCUGCAGAAUUCUCCUCUACAGGAUCCGCACCAGGAUCCUCGCAACAAGAAGGCUCCGCAGUUGCAGGAGCUGGAUAAUAAUCUUUUAAUCGACACUGUGAAAGCUGCGACGAUGGAUCAGUUGACGAAGCUGGGAAUCAGUUUUGCAGACAAUGAGAGAGAAGCAAACGCUAAUAAAAAAGUAACUUUCGACACUUCAUAUUACUCUCGGCUGAAUCCGGAAAUAAACAUGGUGCAAGGUUCGAGUAUCAUGACAGAAACGAGCACGAGCAUGCACAUGAAAGCCCUGGCCAUGAAAUAUUUGAAGGAGGAGCAAAUUUCUGAUGCAGUGCAACAGAAACAAAAGCGAGAUGCGUUAUCGAAUCUGAUGGUCAGUAAUGUUCAGGGCACCACUAACAUGUCCUUCGCUACGAUGCGUUAUUUGCAGAGGUACCAGUUGCUCCCCGAGAGCAUGAAUGGCUUAGUAGAAGAUGAAGGUAAGGAGAAUUUCCAAGCGCACGAUAUUGGAAAGAAUCGGGAAGCAAUGCCACAGAAGCCACGAAUAAACUUACCGAGUCGACCGGCAAUUGCACCGGUAACAAGACCAAAUUGUCCCAGCAAAAUUUUGGACAUUUCGACACUGAAACAGCAGCCGAAACUUUUAUGAAACAAGUGAUAAUGACAAGACUUUAACUUUAUUUUAUUACUCACAUAAUAUAUAUUCUUUUUUGUACAAUAGAUCAAAUUAAGUUAAGGUAGAAGUUAGUGAUUUUAAUUAUUUUACAAUAUUAAUAAAAGCUAAUAAUUAUUAUAA
Messenger RNA from Leptopilina heterotoma, 2976 nucleotides. RefSeq lists its product as uncharacterized. Bases 334 to 2829 code for a protein of 831 amino acids. The record is from RefSeq and is a predicted model, not a curated record. The transcript is spliced from 4 exons. NCBI's taxonomy places the organism in Eukaryota, Metazoa, Arthropoda, Insecta, Hymenoptera, Figitidae.